Molecule: messenger RNA, 786 nt
Organism: Macrosteles quadrilineatus (aster leafhopper)
Lineage: Eukaryota; Metazoa; Arthropoda; Insecta; Hemiptera; Cicadellidae
Exons: 3
Coding region: 63-506 (147 amino acids)
Source: RefSeq, a predicted model, not a curated record
CAGUUGCGAUUAGCCUCAACAGCUCCGAUUAAUGGAAUAUGCAGCUUAAGACAGUCUAAGCUAUGGUGGCGGACUGGCAGAAGGCGGUGUUUGCCUUUUCCUUUGGCAUGCUCUGGGGCGCGACGCAAGCAAUCGUACAAUAUAUCUACAAAACCUUCUUCUACGACCCAUUCUAUCAAAUGAAGGGAGAGUAUGCAGAGUUUCAAGAGAAGCAGAAUUAUCAAUCCGAACCCGAACUGAAUAAGGAACAGGAGGAAUCUUUGGACGAGCAAUAUCCGACGUCACGGGAGCCGUCGGAUGAUGAGUGGAUAUCAGCCCAGAGGUUCUAUGAGGAGGGGGCCGCUUGCGACAAGCUGUACCGUAAAGCAGAGGUGGAAUAUUUGAAGGUUAUGAGGGAUACUGCUCCCGGCGACCCUAUAAGGGAGAAAUACAAGCCUAAACCUUACCCCUCCAACCAGGAGAUUAAACAAUCGUUCUUCAGAGAACACGGCAUGUUUACUAACUAAGAUAUUGUACUACUUGAUUCACCCAGUGAGUGCGUUGCUACUCGGCCUCACUUUGACCUACGGCUUGUUUGUUGCCAAGUUGCUGAGAGGAGCUCUGACUCAUCACCAUGUACAGUGUUUACUGAGAGACUCGGAAGACUUGGUCCCUCAACCACAGUGGAGAGACAUAGUCAAAGUACUACAAGAAAAUAAAUCCAAAAGUAAAUGCCCCAUGAGUGUUAUGGGCACUGCUUUAGUGUUAGCUAGCAAAAGUAAAAGGCAUUAGAUGGUUUUGUUUAUU